AUGAAAUUUCUCCUAUUACUCCAUCUGCUGAACGGAAUCAUGCCCUGGUUUGCCAAUGCGCAUGUGAUUAUGAUUUCACCUGAGCCUUACAGCAAGGACAAAAUCAACAAUUCUCCACUUGCCGCAGAUGGCAGUGAUUUUCCCUGCAAGCUGCAGCCGAGCGAUUUUGAGAUUCCGCUGGAAGAGACUGUAUACCGCAUUGGCGAAAACUACUCGAUUAAAUUCCAAGGAAGUGUAGCGCACGGUGGAGGCUCAUGCCAGGUGAGCCUCACCUCUGACCGGAAGCCUACAAAGGAUUCGAAGUGGAAGGUCAUUCAUUCUUGUGAAGGAGGCUGUCCUGCGAAUGUAGCAGGAAACCUCCCCGGUGAUGCUCUUUCUAAGAUUUUACCACCACUUAAUUUCACUAUACCAUUGGGACUCCAGCCUGGAAAAUACAGCUUGGCCUGGACCUGGUUUAACCGCAUUGGUAAUCGUGAAAUGUAUAUGAACUGUGCUCCUGUUACGCUUGUGGGCAGUGCUUCGAAUGAUGACCCUAUUUAUCAGAGUGACCUUUUCUCUGAUCUUCCUAACAUGUUCAUUGCAAAUAUCAAUGGCUGCCAGACCAGAGAGAACAUAGACAUCCGAUUCCCGCAAGCUGGGGGUUCUGUUGAAUACCGCGGUGAAGCAUCUUAUCUCGCCGGUAUGAAUGAGCCAGCAUGCAUUGGUGACCCGGCAUUUGGUAGAUCUACGGUUCGCACAAAAGGAUCUCCUAUAAAGCAUCCAACAGCUACCUCGCCGGUUCAGUUUUUGACUUUAGCGAGGCCACAGAGCUCAUCAUGCCGCUGCCGCUCGAACAAAAAGUGGGAUUAG
Penicillium malachiteum is the source of this 849-nucleotide messenger RNA. RefSeq lists its product as uncharacterized. Lineage: Eukaryota; Fungi; Ascomycota; Eurotiomycetes; Eurotiales; Aspergillaceae. Bases 1 to 849 code for a protein of 282 amino acids. The record is from RefSeq and is a predicted model, not a curated record. The transcript has a single exon.